Messenger RNA from Gossypium raimondii (Peruvian cotton), 876 nucleotides. RefSeq lists its product as uncharacterized. The transcript has a single exon. NCBI's taxonomy places the organism in Eukaryota, Viridiplantae, Streptophyta, Magnoliopsida, Malvales, Malvaceae. The record is from RefSeq and is a predicted model, not a curated record. Bases 1 to 876 code for a protein of 291 amino acids.
AUGAGGUGCAAGAAACACCUUUCCGACCUGAGUAGCAGCGCCGGCGUUUGCGCCACGUGUCUCCGGGAGCGUCUUCUUGUUCUCGUCGCCGCCCAGGCUCAAUCAGCUUCCUCCGCUGCCGCAUCUGAGGAUAGUCGCCCACCACCGCUGAUUUUCCCUUGCUCUGUUUCUCCUUACAUUAGUCGACGGAAAUCUGACGACAACAGUGCAACGUCGAUCCAUCACAAGAGAUUCUACGCUCCUCCUCAGGUGGGCCUCACCACAACUGCCGCCGAGUUUGGUACCGCCACAUCUUUCAAAAAGAAACACAGGUUCUCUCUUUUUUCAAGCUUGUUCAGGGCGCGGUCCGAUAAAUUCAAUUUGGAUCCCGGGGUUCACCAUCGUCGAGACUCGUGCGAUGAGCUGUUUACGUCAUCAUCUUCCCCGUCCUGGUUCUCGGCAAUCUUUACCGUCGGUCGAAAAAAUCAGCAAUCUUCGAGGACAUCACAUGUGGAAUAUUUUAGCCAAUUCGGGCCUCGUGAUCGGAGGUCAUGCAUAGAGCGGGGAAUGUCGCCAGCGGUUGAAGCGAAUCCGGGAGACGAGUGCUAUUUAUCGCCACCGGGAAGCUCUCAGGAGGUUUCGCCGCGGUGGAAGAGGAUACCGGCGGAAGCUAGGAGAGUGAAAACCGGGUCGAAGAACAUGUCGAAAAUAGCGUUGUGCUUGAGCCCGCUGGUGAGGGCGAGCCCGAACCGGCAAUGGAGCGGAUUGCCGGCAGACAUGUGGUUUGCAAGCGAAGGUAGGCCGCCGAUGAAGCCUCACUUGGCUACUGCCUCGGGGUUUUGUGGGAAUCGGUCCAAGAAGCUCGCUGAUUUUGGCAGAGUGAAUUACAAGCGUUGA